Molecule: messenger RNA, 1032 nt
Organism: Alternaria burnsii
Lineage: Eukaryota; Fungi; Ascomycota; Dothideomycetes; Pleosporales; Pleosporaceae
Exons: 3
Coding region: 1-1032 (343 amino acids)
Source: RefSeq, a predicted model, not a curated record
AUGAUUUGGUCCACCAUCGCCGCCGGCGCUCUGUUGACGCAAAGCGCCGCUGCACAGAAUAUGCUCCGUUUUGCAUGUUCGCAACUCACCGUUGAGAGAGCUGAUCCGCUGGUGAGCCCUGGUCAACGGCCCUCACCACACACGCAUCAGAUCAUCGGAGGAAAUUCCUUCAACCUUACUAUGGAGCCCGGCGUCUUUGAUCCUCCAACUCGCUCAACCUGUACAUCCUGCACGUAUAGCGAGGACUUCAGCAACUACUGGACUGCUUCGCUGUACUUCAAAUCCCCCGAGAAUGGUACUUUCCAGCGUGUACCCCAAUUCGCAAACGUAGGGCUCCAACAGGAUGGCGGUAUGACGGUAUACUACAUGCCGUACUCUGCCAAGAACAAUAAGAUGACAGCCUUCAAGCCAGGGUUUCGCAUGAUUGCAGGCGAUCCCAUGGCCAAGAAGCCCAACAGGGCAAGCAUCUGCCACAGAUGCUUGCAAAAUGGUGAGGGCUUCGCGCCAUGUGAUGCAAAGGACACUGCGGAGCUGCCCAACAAGUAUUGUCCUGGUGGAAUUAGGGCAACUAUCAUCUUCCCUUCUUGCUGGGACGGCAAGAACCUCGACUCCCCAGAUCACAAGAGCCACGUCGCGUACUCGAACAGCGGUGGUCUGGGUACUCCAAACUGCCCUAGUACGCACCCCGUGGCUAUCCCACAAGUAAUGUACGAGAUCAUGUGGGACACCGGACGGUACAAGAACAACGCCUGGUACGGUACUGGAAAGCAGCCGUUCGUGUACAGCUUCGGUGACGGUACAGGUUACGGCCAACACGGCGACUACCUCUUUGGCUGGAAGGACGACUCGCUACAGAAGGCCAUGGAUGCUUUGCCCAGCGGCAAAUGUGCCAAUGCUAAUUGUCAAGUGCUGAAGAUCCAGUCUGCACAAGACUCAAUGAAGUGCAAGAAGCCACAGCAGGCGGUUGAGGAUGUUGGUAUGAGUGGCGACUGGCUGACGGAACUUCCUGGGGGUAUGGCAGUCACUUACUGA